Dentiscutata erythropus is the source of this 120-nucleotide messenger RNA. The record is from the annotation of a GenBank genome assembly. NCBI's taxonomy places the organism in Eukaryota, Fungi, Glomeromycota, Glomeromycetes, Diversisporales, Gigasporaceae.
AUGGCUAAACCAUUGGUCCCAAUUGUAGAAAACAAGAAUAUUCCAUAUUCUAUUAAAAAAUAUCAAACCAAAAGAUUAAAUUUGUAUGAAAAAAGCAGUGAAAAUAUUCUACUAUUUUGA